UGCAGAGGUGGGAUUUCAUUAUUUUUGAGCUGGAGAUGGUUUGGCUGAAAGUUGAAGAUCGUGAAUGAGUUUGGAUUUAAAACCAGGUGGAGUCAUUCAGUCAUCAUGCAGAAAUUUGCCCCACCUUCCUGCUACACCAUGCUGAUGGUGAGUGCCCUGGGGCUGAUCAUCUACAAUGAGUACCUCGAGUUCUACCUCCUCAAGCAGAGCCAGUGGACACGGGCCAGACAGUCCAUCGUGGAUCCGACAGGCAGCACCGCAAAUCCUGCCAGGAUGCAGUCUGGGACCCUUCAUGAUCCUGUUCGGAUUCUGUUUGUGGGUGAUCCCCAGAUUCAGGGCUACCGGGACGAGCCUGCCAUUCUGGGGUACAUCACAAGGUGGGAUGCGGACACGUACUUGCAGAAGUACUUCCAGGAGGCAUUGGGAUACAUCCAACCAGACGUGAUUGUCACAAUGGGUGAUUUAUUAGACGAGGGCAGUAUAUCAACGGAUGUCGAAUUUGAAAUAUAUGCCAAGAGGUUCAAGGAGCUUUUUGCAGUACCUGAAUACAUGAAGUCUGUCGUGAUUCAUCUUUCCGGCGACAAUGACAUUGGUGGUGAAGGGUCAGACCCCCUGACAGAGGCCAAGAUUAAACGAUUUGAAAAACAUUUUGGCCCACUGACAGAAGCUAUUCACUACAAACACAUUACAUUCUUCAAGAUUGAUUUUUUGCCAUAUUUACACGUUGUGGGUAAAGAAAAAGAUCAGAUACUGCAAGCAGAGCUUGAAAAGAUGGCUGAUCAGUCCAAGGAAUCCACCGUGAGAAUAGUCUUGUCACAUAUAGGCAUGUCAAGCACCAUGCUGUACAGACAUAUAGAGGUAUUACGUACUCUGAGACCUCAAUGUGCUUUCAGUGCUCAUUCACAUCGUUCAGGCUUUGUCAAGCACAGUCUGUCCAAGCUGGUGGAGACAUUCAAGGGAGUCUACAAAAUAGAGAAGAGACCCAUCGCUGACCUCACUCCAGAAGAGCAGAGCUUUGUCACAGAGGAGUAUAGAAUUCCAACAUGCAGCUACAGGAUGGGUGUGCCACACAUGGCAUAUGCCGCCGCAGUCAUUGAUCCAGAAGGAGGAGUACACUACGCAUUGCUUGUGCUGCCGUCACGCUACAAACAGCUGUACCGCUAUGCCGUGUUUGGCGUCAUUGUCGGGGUUGCCCUCCUCUGGGCAAAAUUGCAAAAACCAAGGUGGUGGAGAUGAACAGGAAACUGUAGGGUUUGAGACUUGUCCAGGAUUUAUCGAAUGGAUUUGUGAUAUAAUGUGAACAAGUGCAGACUGGUCAAAAUUAAUCAGCUGAGGUAGGAACCAGUUCUGCAGUUGAACUAGAUCUUUAUACUUCUCGCCAACAGCGGUGCGGUUCUUUCUUCAGUGCUACGUCAAAGUGUUGUUUCGUGCCCGACAUCUGAACACUUUUAUGUUGCAAGUCUAUUGUAGAUAUUUCACUGCCUGCCAUUGAGAUCCUUGGCUAAAUUCCAAUGGAUAGUACUUAAAGAUGACACUUAAAAGACAGACCUGAUUGCUCAACCCCAAAUGCAUUCAAAGCAAUGGCCCACCAGUUUCAGGCUUGGAAGAACUGCAUCCCUACCAUUGGCUUUCUGGAAAGACUUGCCGAUGUAGCAGGAGUCAAAUCAUUGAUUUCCGUUCCCAGAAAGGAUAACCAUGCUUCAGCCAUUGGAAAUGUGAACAGUCACUGUACUGGUUCUACAUGUGGAACAGCUAGCCAGAAAGUUGUGCUUACGUGGCAAACUUAACAAUCUCAGGAUAUACCUACUGUAAGAAAGUCGCUCACUCUUGGACGACCGAGCGGUAAUCAGUUAUGUGCCCCCAAACAUUUGGUCCCUUUUCACCAUACACUCCACCCUGAACCAAGUUUGCCAAUAUAAUGUAUCGCUGACCAGAAUACCUCUGACUUUGCUUUUACUGUGCAUUGCUGACAAUUGUGAGUACACCCAUUUAUUCUUUAGUCUUGGUAUUGUAAGAUGAUAGAGUGAUUCUUGUGUCGGUAUCCAAAAUAGAGGAGUCUGGAGUACAGAUUUUAGUUUUAAGGCGCCCGUCCAUUUUGCCCGUCAACACUUGAGCCAAGCAUUGUGUAUCCGUCAAAAUCCCUCCCGGGGUGAACGGCCGAACGCAACGCAUACGUGUGUUAUGUUAAUGGAUCGUUUUUCG
Molecule: messenger RNA, 2202 nt
Organism: Acanthaster planci (crown-of-thorns starfish)
Lineage: Eukaryota; Metazoa; Echinodermata; Asteroidea; Valvatida; Acanthasteridae
Product: metallophosphoesterase 1 homolog
Biological process (GO): GPI anchor biosynthetic process
Cellular component (GO): endoplasmic reticulum
Molecular function (GO): hydrolase activity
Source: RefSeq, a predicted model, not a curated record